Molecule: messenger RNA, 1865 nt
Organism: Drosophila willistoni
Lineage: Eukaryota; Metazoa; Arthropoda; Insecta; Diptera; Drosophilidae
Gene: Alp5
Product: membrane-bound alkaline phosphatase
Exons: 2
Coding region: 1-1590 (529 amino acids)
Biological process (GO): dephosphorylation
Molecular function (GO): alkaline phosphatase activity
Source: RefSeq, a predicted model, not a curated record
AUGUUCGGUUGGUCAAACGCAUACGUCGCGAUCGUUGGAUUAUCGCUGAUAGUCAGCGUCUCCUUGGCGGCACCAGAAUGUACGCGCAGCGAGGAAUACUGUCAGGAUCGGGCCAUGCACCCGGAUUUACCCGAAGCCCCGACAGCCACCAAGUCGAGGGCGAUCGAGGGUGAGAAUACCAAUGAAUACUGGCGGGAGAAGGCAACACAGCACAUCAAGGAGAAAUUGUCUGCCGAGUUGAACAAGAAUAAGGCCAAGAACAUUAUUUUCUUCCUGGGCGAUGGAAUGGGCGUGACUACGACAUCGGCGGCACGUAAUUUGUUGGGCGGCGAGGAAAAGGAGCUCUCCUUUGAACGUUUCCCUUACACUGGUAUGGCGAAAACCUACGCCGUCAAUAAGAUUGUACCCGAUUCCGCCUGCACAGCAACUGCCUAUUUGUGUGGCGUUAAGGCUCAGGAAGGUACCAUCGGUGUCAUUGGUAGCCUUGACCGUUCCACCUGCGUAGACAACGAGGACACGCAUGUUCCCUCGAUUGCCAAGUGGGCAAUUGAUGCAGGCAAAUGGUCGGGCUUGGUGACCACAACUCGAGUGACUCACGCCUCUCCGGCUGGCGUCUAUGCUCACACCUCGGAACGUGACUGGGAGAAUGACCAAGAUGUGAAGAACCGUUGUUCAGACAACGAACAGAAUGUCCAUGACAUUGGCUAUCAGUUGGCCAAUAAUGAAGUGGGCAGUAAAUUAAAAGUCAUUUUGGGAGGAGGAAAGAGGAAUUUCGUGGAUUCUGGUAUCGAAAGCUGGGGAGCACGUGUAGAUGGACGCAAUCUGAUCGAGGAAUUUAAAGACGCCAACGAGCGUAAUGUCUAUGUGGAUACUGUGGAUCAAUUGCUUGCAGUGGAUGUCACCCAGACGGAUCGUCUGUUCGGUCUAUUCAACACGGAUCAUAUGAAGUAUCGCAUGGAGAACGAAGAGGAUACCACCGAGCCCAGCCUGGAGCAGAUGACACGUAAGGCCAUCGAGCAUUUGAGCCAGAAUGAAAACGGUUACUUCCUCUUCAUCGAGGGCGGCCGCAUCGAUCAGGCUCAUCACGAGAAUUGGGCACGCAUGGCUCUCAAUGAGACCACUGAGUUCUCUAGCGCCAUUCAAGCAGCUCGAGAUCUAACCAACGAGGAGGAUACCCUUAUUGUGGUCUCUGCUGAUCAUUCUCAUGUCUUUACCUACGGUGGAUAUGGAACACGUGGUCAAGAUGUUCUCGACGCAGCCCCUAGUAAGGCAGCCGAUGGCAAACCCUACAUGAUCUUGAACUAUGCAAAUGGCCCUGGCUACACCCUCAACUUCAAUUCAGAUGCCAAGGAACGCAAUGAUCCUACAACUGUGUUGACUGGAUCAAAACACGACAGAUAUCCAUCGGGUGUGCCCAUGGGAAAUGAUUCCCAUGGCGGUGAUGACGUACCAGUUUUUGCUUUGGGCCCUUGGGCCCACUUGUUUACCGGCAUUUAUGAGCAGAAUACCAUUCCCCAUAUAAUGGCUUAUGCAGCUUGCUUGGGCGAAGGUCACACCAUGUGCAGCGUAGAAUCGAAGCAAAAGAAGUAAGGAGUAGGAGGUGAAGAAGGUGGUGGUGGCAUGUGGCCAUGUAGCAUGCCUGGCGUUCAUAACAAUUAAGUUUGAAGCUCAUUAAAUCCAGCAACUGCCAUUUGCAUUCGCAUGCACUUGAGUUUAUUAUACGAUCCUGAGCUGCUCCUGCUACAUCGUCAUCAUCCAUCCUUACCGCCGUCCUCAAGGCAGCCCCCCCAACCACUCUUCUGUCAAGUUCUUAAAUGCAAAUUGUAAAUUGAAUUAAAGCGAAUUUCCACAAUUUUCAAAAGUAA